AUGCCCGGUGUAUGUGAUGUCGCGAAGAACAUCUCCCGGCGCUAUCCGUGGGUGUCAAGCCCAUGUAUCGUGAGCGCCCCGAUGCGUGUCAUGUCCGGUCCGGCCUUGGCGGUUGCGGUUUCUCACGCUGGCGGUUUGGGAUUUAUAGGACCCGGCGUCAAAACGCAGGACAUGCUGGCUGAUCUUGAAGAGGCAACGGCACUAGUCAACAAAAUGCGGACGUCAUCAUCUAUUUUCAAUGCCCUAUCGGCGGCCGAAUACCCGCUUCCCAUUGGCGUGGGUUUUCAACUCUGGAGUGAUGAUCUUGAGGUCGCGGUAGCAGCAGUUGAGAAAUUUAGACCUUGUGCUGCUUGGCUCUAUGCCCCGCGGGAGGGUCGGAAAGAUUUUGACGCUUGGUCCCUUCGGAUCCGCAAUGCAUGGCCACGGAUCCAAGUCUGGAUCCAAAUAGGAACCCUGGCGGAAGCAAAGGAGCUUCUCAAGUGUUCCGAGCGGCCAGAUGUGAUUGUUAUUCAGGGUGCCGAGGCUGGAGGCCACGGUCGGGCCAAGGAUGGACUCGGACUAUUAUCACUCUUCCCAGAGGUGGCCGAUGCACUGGCAGGAAGCAACAUUCCGCUUUUCGCCGCGGGGGGAAUUGCCGACGCGCGGGGUGCGUCGGCAGCAAUUUGCCUGGGAGCUUCUGGUGUGGUGAUGGGGACGCGCUUCCUCGCAGCCCAUGAGGCGCGCAUCAACCCGGGUUAUCAGCGCGAAAUUGUGCGAGCCAGCGACGGCGCGGUUACAACCACGAGAACAUUGCUUUAUAACCAACUCCGCGGCACCACAGGGUGGCCGGAAGAGUACAGUCCGCGUACCAUCAUUAACAAGUCCUUUAUCGAGCACCAGGGGGGCCGGUCCUUUGAAGAACUGAAGAAGCUGCAUGAUGAAGCCCUUAAGGCCGGUGAUAGUGGAUGGGGACCGGAGGGACGGCUUGCCACCUACGCGGGAGCUUCCAUCGGAUUGAUUCACGAAGUAAAGGACGCUGCGACAAUCGUCCAAGAUGUCCGCAAGGGGGUGCUGCAGAGACUUUCAUACUUGCAAGAGCAUAAACUGUAG
Molecule: messenger RNA, 1089 nt
Organism: Aspergillus pseudoviridinutans
Lineage: Eukaryota; Fungi; Ascomycota; Eurotiomycetes; Eurotiales; Aspergillaceae
Product: nitronate monooxygenase
Exons: 1
Coding region: 1-1089 (362 amino acids)
Molecular function (GO): nitronate monooxygenase activity
Source: RefSeq, a predicted model, not a curated record